AUGUUUAUUGAAAACAGAUAAUUUCUUCCUCCAGGAUACACCGGGCACAUUCCUUAUAGAAAUGAUGUUGUUGGACUCACUCAUGCUGAGGCAACAAAGACUCAACUAUAAUAAUAUGAGAUGUUUAGUGGUACUCCUUAAGGCAAAAUGAUAAGUUUAAAUAGAAAUUUUCAUUUAAAAAAUGGUGGUAACUCUCUAACAAGAGAUACUAAUAAUUAAUCUUCAAGCUAGGCUGAUUCUCCUUAAUAUGCUUACAACAAUCAAAAGAUGAUGCAGAUAGGUAACUAAAGUCGGAACGCUGCUUCUUGGGUCGGAGGUCCAAAAUAUGAAAUAAGAUAAUAGCAAAUUCCAGGCUACCAAGGAUUCUUGCCUGGGAUUAAUGCUGAGAAUUUGUAUGGUAAAAGCUAUACUAAAUGCUCAGCAUCAAGCAUGAAUAAUAAGAUCGAGAGAGGUUUCAACAUAACCCCAGAGAAAAGAUAUAUGACUCAAAAUUAAAAAGCUUUUGCACCUAAAAACUUCAGACGACUAAAGGAGAGACCUGAACUUGCAAAUCAACGUGACUAUUUGGAAUAUACUAUGACACUAAAUCAUCAAGAUAAUCGAUCAAGAACAAAACUGCUAGAUAUCUCUGCAGACAAUGUUAAUCUUGAUCAAUAUCAUCUCACUUAGAAAUCAAGAAACUCCAAUUAUUUUGAUCCAAGUGGAGUUACUAUGAGUCCUCCUAAAUCGAUAAAUCCUAGAAAUAACAAUUUCUUUAUGUAGAAGGCAGACAUUUAAGUGAGGCCAAUUUUGAUAGAGAAAAAUCUUGCUGACAAGGAUGAGUUCAAGAAAUUGGGAGAUGGAUUCAAGAGAAUAUUUUCAGAGGACUCAAAUGAUUAGGGUUCAUUAGUUCUCCCAGUUGCUGGGUAUACUGGUCACAGAAAAGGUAGUGUUGCUGAAAAUAUGUUUGGAAAAUCUUAUCGUGAUGCUACGAUUUAGAGUAAGAAGUUAGAAAGAAUAGCAUCUCUUAAUAAGAGUGCUUUUGUCAAACCAUAUUGA
Messenger RNA from Stylonychia lemnae, 1038 nucleotides. Lineage: Eukaryota; Ciliophora; Spirotrichea; Sporadotrichida; Oxytrichidae. The record is from the annotation of a GenBank genome assembly.